Messenger RNA from Pseudogymnoascus verrucosus, 1900 nucleotides. RefSeq names its product glycerol-3-phosphate dehydrogenase. The record is from RefSeq and is a predicted model, not a curated record. Lineage: Eukaryota; Fungi; Ascomycota; Leotiomycetes; Thelebolales; Thelebolaceae. Gene Ontology annotation, cellular component: nucleus; glycerol-3-phosphate dehydrogenase (FAD) complex; cytosol. The transcript has 3 exons. The coding region runs from base 350 to 1696 and encodes 448 amino acids. Gene Ontology annotation, molecular function: NAD binding; glycerol-3-phosphate dehydrogenase [NAD(P)+] activity. Gene Ontology annotation, biological process: glycerol-3-phosphate catabolic process; carbohydrate metabolic process.
CUUAACGCUAAACUGCUUCCGGUAUAUCUAUCUCAUCGGCGACCCCUUCCCUCCCCGCUUUUUUCUCCCGAGCCUCAUCAGUAGCUCAACCAUUCUCACCACUUCUCGUGCAAUAUCGUUGCUAGCUUCUUUUAUAAAUUCCUGCCGAUCCACUACUUGGCUAGCCCGGAAGCCCUGUCCCUCGGUCGACGGCUUUCUCUCGGUCGUUCAGCAUCCUUAUAUCUCCUGCGUGUAUAGAUAUACUAAUUUCUACAAGCAAAUCCCCGUUUCCCCAACAAGAAUCUCAGUAGCACGCCCAAAGACGACCCUUUUUGCUCAACUAUAGAUAUUUUGCUUCAAACUAGCCUGGAUGCUAUCCAAAACUUCUGUGACAGCCGCAGGUAAGGCUCAACAACGGGUCAUACAAACUGCGCUGCAUCUCAAGCCUUCUCAGACACAUAACAUGGCGACUCUCAACGCCCCAUCGAAAAGGCAUAAGGUGGCCGUUGUAGGAUCGGGAAACUGGGGUUCAACUAUCGCAAAGAUCGUAGCAGAGAACACAAGGGCGCACCCCGAAUUAUUCGAAGAGGAUGUUCAGAUGUGGGUUUUCGAGGAAGAAGUCACCAUCCCCAAAAACUCGAAACAUUACCCAGGAGACUCCGCCAAACCAGAGAAGCUUACGAGCCUGAUCAACAAAUACCACGAGAACUUCAAAUACCUCCCAGAUAUCCCAUUGCCGACGAACCUUGUCGCCAACCCAUCGGUAGAAAACGCCGUAGAGGGCGCCUCAAUCCUGAUCUUCAACCUACCCCACCAGUUUAUUGGCAGACUCUCCCAGCAAAUGCGCGGCCACAUCCUCCCCUUCGCCCGUGGAAUAUCCUGCAUCAAGGGCGUUCACGUCACGGAUGCAUCAGUGAGUCUCUUCUCGGAAACGAUUGGAAAGGGCUUGGGAAUCUACGUCGGAGCACUGUCCGGUGCCAACCUCGCCACAGAAAUCGCCAAGGAGAAAUGGUCCGAAACCACCAUCGGAUACGACCCGCCCAUGCUGGAUUCUCGAACCCCUACGCCGAGAGGGCCGUCUCCCCAGGCCUCAACCGACGACUUAAAGGGGUUGCAGCACCUUGAUGUACACGGAGAAGUCUCGUCUGUCAAACUAACUCCCUUACCUUCCGACUAUCCUCCUAUAGACCAUGCUCUUUGGCACACACUGUUCCACCGACAAUACUUCCACAUUCGCGUGAUCCACGAUGUUGCAGGUGUCUCUCUCGGAGGCGCACUGAAGAACAUCGUCGCCGUAGCCGCUGGCUUCGUCGAUGGCCGCGGAUGGGGUGACAAUGCCAAAGCAGCUGUCAUGCGUGUCGGCCUACUCGAGAUGGUCAAGUUCGGCAAAGAAUUCUUUGCCGAGACCGUCGACCCAGCCACAUUCCUCGAGGAGAGCUGUGGCGUGGCUGAUCUCAUUACCAGCUGUUCGGGUGGCAGGAACCACAAGUGCGCAAAGAUGUCGGUAGAGGAGGGCCUCUCAAUCAACGAGAUCGAGAAGCGCGAGCUGAAUGGGCAGAAGCUGCAGGGAACGAGCACCGCGUAUGAGGUACACUCGUUUUUGAACAGCAGGGGACUGGCGCAUGAAUACCCAUUGUUUACUGCGGUUUAUAAUAUUUUGGAAGGAAACAACACAGUCGAUGAUAUCCCGGAUCUCAUUUCUAAGCCAGGCGAAUGAGCGAGCGAUUUGCAUUGGACUGGCUGUUCGGUUCAUUUUUGUAUACGCGGGUUUGGGAUGUAUUGCUUAUCAUACACGGCAUUAUAACGAACUUACAAAUGUGUAAUUAUUAUUACCAAAGCUAUUUCUUGGUUAUUACUUGACAGCAUGUGUGAUGAUAGAGAGAGCGCUGGUUACAAAGCAAAUAUAUGAAGCUCAUCUAAG